Mucor velutinosus is the source of this 300-nucleotide messenger RNA. RefSeq names its product RNA export factor gle2. NCBI's taxonomy places the organism in Eukaryota, Fungi, Mucoromycota, Mucoromycetes, Mucorales, Mucoraceae. The transcript has a single exon. The record is from RefSeq and is a predicted model, not a curated record. Bases 1 to 300 code for a protein of 99 amino acids.
AUGGUUAGCUGCCCCCACAAAAACGACAUUUGGUCCAACAUCUCUGAACAAUUCUUGGGAUAUCCCAAAGUUGCCAAUCCACAACAAGUAUACCAAUCUAUAGUCAAUUUGAACCUGAAGACAUACUUCAUCUACAAUCUCGACAUCAAGAUUACAAUCUUCGACCUGUUUGCUGCCACCAUUCGUAUGAUAUGGAGAUUCCACCUCCUACAUACAUUCGAAGGAAUGCCUUUUGAUACCAACUAUGUCACCACCAAGGUUUGUGCCGAAGCGAUGAGAUUGUCAGAUCUCAAGCAUUAA